GCAACUAUGACAACUUGUCAUGGGAACAGCUGAGCAACUCACAGAGGAGCUGUGCGCCUCAUUUCUGAAGUGAGGCUAGGAAGAGAAGAUGAACAAUUCCCUAGAUUAUCUGGCCUACCCUGUUAUCGUCUCUAAUCACAGGCAAAGCACAACCUUCAGGAAGAAACUGGACUUCGGCCACUACGUAUUUCACAAGAAUAGAAUACAGAUAGCAAAGCCUACUGUCGACACCAAACCGCCAGCGGCACACACACAUCAUAUUUUAAAACUGAGCAAACUACAGGGUGAACAAAAGAGAAUCGACAAAAUCGAAUAUGAAAACAAGCAACUGUGUCAGAAAAUUGCGAAUGCCCAUCGCGGCCCUGCCAAGGUGGAUUGCUGGAACGAGUACUUUUCCAAGAGCUUAAACAGAGAAACAAGGAACCGUGAGCUAGUGAGAAUCACCAUGGAAAACCAGGGCAUUCUGAAGAGGCUUGGUGAUCGCAAACCCCACUAUGACCGCAGGGCUUCCGAGAUGGACUGGCAGAAUUCAAGGCGCUAUAUCAGAAAUACAACAAAAUAUCUUCUCUCGCGAGAUGACUAGGUUACUCACCACGGAAAAAAAUACAAGUGAAGGCUCUAGGAUUUCUCAGCUGCUUAGAAUCUCAAGACACUCCUGAGUGGCUGUAUGCUCAAUCUUAGGAUGCUACAAUAAAGCUUGGAACAUAAAAUGAGUAAGUUACAUUUAAGAGACUGGAAGGUUCUAAAGUCCUCACCCCAAAAGGGGACAGAAAAAAAGGAAAGAUGCAAUAAAUAUUUUUUAUUUGGGGCUAUGAAAAGAAGUUUUAACGAGAGAGACCCAGCCGAUAACACAGACAGUGUCGUGCUGAACUGUGAUGCUGGGGACCACGUGGCCAUCGGGUAGGCGGGAUGCUGAAACGCAUGUCCAGGAUCCUAACAAGCUGGAGGGUUGGGAGAGGCGAGAAUCUGUCUGCCAGGACCCUGUGGAGGGUGCUGCUGUCUGUCUGUCUCUCAUGCA
Tupaia belangeri chinensis (Chinese tree shrew) is the source of this 1018-nucleotide messenger RNA. RefSeq names its product CFAP97 domain containing 1 (gene CFAP97D1). NCBI's taxonomy places the organism in Eukaryota, Metazoa, Chordata, Mammalia, Scandentia, Tupaiidae. The transcript has 6 exons. The coding region runs from base 89 to 583 and encodes 164 amino acids. Gene Ontology annotation, biological process: sperm axoneme assembly. The record is from RefSeq and is a predicted model, not a curated record.